Tarenaya hassleriana is the source of this 1426-nucleotide messenger RNA. RefSeq names its product plant cysteine oxidase 2-like. The transcript has 5 exons. The record is from RefSeq and is a predicted model, not a curated record. NCBI's taxonomy places the organism in Eukaryota, Viridiplantae, Streptophyta, Magnoliopsida, Brassicales, Cleomaceae. Gene Ontology annotation, molecular function: oxidoreductase activity, acting on single donors with incorporation of molecular oxygen, incorporation of two atoms of oxygen. The coding region runs from base 380 to 1252 and encodes 290 amino acids.
AUGGCCCCUGGUUUCUCUCUCUGCCAGUAAAGAAACCAAACCAUACAACUACGCGUCUGCUUUCAAAUCCUUCCCCAUUUAUACCCAUCAUUUCUCUCGUUCAUCCCAACGCCAUUGCCGUUGCCGGCAACGCAUUUCUCAGUCGUUUCUGACGUAGAAUUUGUGUCCGUACACUUACCGUUUUCCGCAGCAAGCAGCUAUUGAACUACCCGUAAUCGCACAGUUUUUUUUUUCACCCUUUACCCUGUUGUUCUUCAUUCAGUGUCCUGUUCACGGUAACCCAGAUCGAAAUUUGCGGGGGGGUUUUGUCGAUUUUCAGGGGAUUUAGGGUUUUUCUUUCUUUUACUGUCGGAUUCUCGGGUUCGCAACCUGUAGCUGAAUGGGGAUUGGGACAACACUGGCUGGUCGAGUAGAGAAGGAACUCUCGGAGCUUCCGAGGAAACCGAAUUCGAGUUCCCAUGCUCAGAUUUCGGUGAUCAGCUCCGCCACCGCCGCCGCUCCGGCGAAUUCGCGUAAGAAGAUUCGGCGGAGGAGCAAGAGGACGGCUGUUUCGCCGGUUCAGAGGCUGUUCAAUACUUGCAAGGAAGUGUUUGCCAAUGGGGAACCAGGAAUUGUCCCAUCCCCUGAAAUGAUCGAACGACUACGAGCUGUUCUGGAGGAGGUCAAACCAGAAGAUGUAGGGGUGAACCCUCAAAUGCCAUAUUUCCGUGCCAAAACUGCCGGGAAAUCUCCCGUGGUGACUUACCUACACAUCUACAAAUGCGACAAGUUCUCGAUGGGAAUAUUCUGCUUACCGCCCUCUGGUGUAAUCCCUCUGCAUAACCACCCGGGAAUGACUGUCUUCAGCAAGCUCCUCUUCGGUACAAUGCACAUCAAAUCCUAUGAUUGGGUUCUUGACGCUCCUCCGCACAGCGAGGAUACCCGUUUGGCCAAAGUGAAAGUGAACUCCGAGUUUGUGGCUCCCUGCGAAUCCUCCAUUCUCUACCCGUCGGAUGGAGGGAAUAUGCAUUGCUUCACAGCCCAGACUUCUUGCGCCGUCCUCGACGUUCUCGGCCCACCAUACGACGACCCCGCUGGACGCCACUGCAGUUACUACUUCGACUUCCCGUUCUCCCAUUUCUCGGUUGAGGGGGUCUCGGUGAGGGAGGAGGAGAGGAAAGGGUAUGCAUGGCUGAAGGAGAGGGAGGAGAAGCCGGAGGAUUUGACCGUUGUGGCCAUGAUGUACACUGGACCGACCAUCAAGGACCGAUGAAUCAUACUACAGGACCGAGGGCUUUUUGUUCCUGCUUGGUGGCUUUGCCUGCAUUGUCUUUUUUGUUGACUUCCCUUUCUAGGUUUUCUUUGUUGUCCAAAAAAAAAAAAAAGGGAAAAGAGAAACAUGUUUCAGUGUUUCUUUGGGUGUAUAUAUAAGUGCUAAGAGAAAGAA